Dicentrarchus labrax (European seabass) is the source of this 1950-nucleotide messenger RNA. RefSeq names its product elongin B (gene elob). The transcript has 4 exons. Gene Ontology annotation, biological process: transcription elongation by RNA polymerase II. NCBI's taxonomy places the organism in Eukaryota, Metazoa, Chordata, Actinopteri, Moronidae. The coding region runs from base 147 to 506 and encodes 119 amino acids. The record is from RefSeq and is a predicted model, not a curated record. Gene Ontology annotation, cellular component: elongin complex; VCB complex. Gene Ontology annotation, molecular function: protein binding.
AACAUCACGAGAAGAAGAGAGUUCGGCUACCAUCGCCACCUGUCGGUCGUCUCCGGAGGUGUCAGCCGUGAGCUCCCCGUUGUCGCUGUGCAGAGGAGGAGGCGGUUGUGUGUUUUCUCUCCUCUGUUUGCCACCAACCGCAAGAAAUGGAUGUGUUUCUAAUGAUUCGACGUCACAAGACGACCAUCUUCACAGAUGCCAAAGAGUCUACCACAGUCUACGAACUGAAGCGCAUUGUGGAAGGCAUUUUAAAGAGGCCACCUGAAGAUCAGAGGCUUUAUAAGGAUGACGUGAUGCUGAACGACGGUCAAACUCUUGGAAACUGUGGCUUCACAAAUCAAACAGCCCGACCUCAGGCCCCAGCCACGGUGGGAUUAGCUUUCCGUCUGAGUGAUGAUUCAUUUGAGCAGCUGAGGGUUGAGUCUUUCUCCACUCCCCCAGAGCUCCCUGACGUGAUGAAGCCCCAGGACUCGGGCAGCACAGCCAACGAGCAGGCUGUACAGUGAGGGAGGGGGCGGGGGAAACGAGAGGGACACGCAGGGGGGGCCGGAGGGUGGAUGCACGGGGGGGAGGGAGGGGUUGAAUUUUUGGGAAGUGAUGCCUCAGCGGGUGAGUUUUAACCUUGCAGACGACAGAGCUUCAGCUGGGCAUAAACAAUUACAAACACGGAUUCCCCCUUGUUGUAAAUUUGAGGGCGGGUGCUUCAAAGUGGUUCAUUUGUCCUGAUAUCGGUGAACGCAUGCUAGAUAAAUUUGAUAAUUUCACACAAGACCCUUCAGAGAUACCUGACGGACUUGUCACGACACUGUCAGUCAUCCAUGGGAUUGGUAAAGGCUGAACAUAAAGAAUUGUACCUCGUAUUUAAUUAAUUCUAGUCUUUAUUUGGGGUAAGGUUACUGCUGCCUUACUUGUGUUUUUUAUUUUGCUGGCUUAAAUGUGGGAGUUGAUAAGGUGUGACAUUUUUAGGCUUUUAUGUUUGUGUGUUUCUUUAUUAAACUAUUACUAGGAUUUAACAUGUUUUUUGGUCUUUGGCCUGGAUAUGUGUUGCGACAAUAGCUAGGGAGUUUGUGAAAUUCUAAGUUACUAUCUGUAUUUCAAACAACUUUUGAACAGUAUGAAUCUGAAAAUAAAAAACAGAUUCGCUUGUUGGCAGAAGAUCUGGCAUUAAGAUGAACAUUUCUCGGUACUUUACUUAUCAGUAGUUGUAGUUUUCAUACUGUAGCUGCUCACAGAAGUUACUGAGACUGAAUGCACUCAGUUGUGGGCAUCUACAACACAUGUAACGCUGGCGUGGACCUGGUGUUGAAAAUCAAAUGACUGACCGCAUAGCAGCAAUCAAAAAUAACAGUAAUUAUUGAUUUUUAUUUUUAUUUUUUUUUCUACUAACGAACGUUGGGACUAACCAACUUUCCUCUCCAGUGUUUGAUUGUAGCACAUGACAUCGUGGAGAUGUUGAGUAGUAAACCUAAACAGUUUUAAGUUACACACACACACACACACACACACAAACACACAAACACACACAGGUAGUUUGUCAUGUGAUGAGUUAUGAACUGUGCCUGUGAGUAGUUGGGCUGCACAUUCGACUCUCCAUCAUCCCAGAAUCACUGCCCAUUUAGAAUUCAGUUCAUGCUGCAGCUUGUGUUGUAUUAUACACCAUUAAAACCUUAAUACACGUUCUUUUCCUAAAAUUAAAGGUGCAUUAGAAACUCCUCUCCACAUCAAAUAAAAGUAUAACGCUGGGUCUUGUGAUCUAGAAAACUACAAUUUUAAAAAAACAAAACAAAAACCAAACUCCUCCAUUAGUUACAACGGGAAAGUAUAUUCCGACUUGGGGGUGUUGAAUGAAAUUGUUGACAUUACCGCAUUUGCAAUUUGAGGCUGUUAAACAGUGGGACAUGAUCAAAGUUGCACUUGUAACUGAUUUAACAUUAAAACAACUGUUUUUCA